AUGGAAGUCAAAAUUAUUUCCCAGGAAAUCGUCAAGCCUUCAACACCAACUCUUCCCCACCCGGAAACAUACAAAGUCUCCCUUCUCGACCAAUUCUCACCUUCUUCCUACAUGCCCUUCAUCCUUUUCUACGACAGCGCCAAAUUCCCCGACAAACUUUCCGCGGAUGAAUCCCCGAUUCAUCAACUCAAAGAAUCCUUCUCCAAAGCCCUUUCGAUCUACUACCCUUUAGCCGGCAGAUUCAAGGACCCUGCCACCAUUGACUGCAACGAUGAAGGCGGUUUGUUCGUGGAAGCUAAGGUUAAUUCCACGCUGUCCGAAUUCCUCAAACAUCCUGAUAUUCAAGCCUUAAACGAUUUCCUCCCAUGCAAAGCUAACGGCCUCGAAAAAGACCCGAUUCCUCAUGUUGCCGUAAAAAUCACCCGAUUCGAAUGUGGCGGCUUUGUUGUCGGUGCAUGCUUGUUUCAUAAAGUUGUGGAUGCAUUAGCCUCGUGUGUUUUCCUCAACAACUGGGCUAAACUCACGCGCGGAGAAACCAUCGUCGAACCCGAUUUCGCGAUCGCGUCAUCCCUUUUCCCUCCAAGGGAUCCUUUGUCGAAUGAUUUCAUAAGAAACUUCGACAACUUCUUCUUCCAAGGCACUAAAUCUCACAUGAGAAGGUACUUGUUCGAUGCCAACGCGGUCAACGUUCUCCGGGCCAAAGCCACAAGCGAAAAUGUCCCGAACCCGACCCGAGUGGAAGCCCUGGCUGCUUUUGUAGCCGAAAGGAUGACGGAAGCCUACUCCAAAACCGCAAAGUCAUCCGACCCGGGUUUCUCAACGCUAAUGCUGACUCAUCCGGUCAACCUGCGACAAAGAAUGGAGCCGCCGUUGCCGGACAACGCUUUUGGAAACAUCAUCUGGCUGGCCUUUGCGUUCUACGAGAUGGACACGUCAAACGGUACUAAGAUCGAGUUGCCUGAUUUGGUGGAAAUGUUGAGGGAAGCGUUUUCGAGUUUGAACAAAGAAAGCAUGGCUGAGCUGGACUCCGACGAGGCGUUCACCGCCUUGAAUGAGUUGUUGGAGAGUGUUUACACGAAUGAGAACAUUAAGAUCUACAGGUUUACGAGUGCUAACAAUAUGGGUCUUUAUGAUGUUGAUUUCGGGUGGGGAAAACCCAGUUGGUUUGCCCAUAUGGGGGAUAUGAUCGGUUAUCGAUCCAAGCAACAGUUUGUGUUCAUGGAAGCUACCAGUGGGAAAGGAUUGGAGCUCUGGUUGGCUUCUGAUGAAGACCAAAUUUCCGUACUGGAAAAAGAUCCUCAGUUUCUUGAAUACGCCAUUCCAAAUCCUGCCAUCUCCAUUUAA
Oldenlandia corymbosa var. corymbosa is the source of this 1344-nucleotide messenger RNA. NCBI's taxonomy places the organism in Eukaryota, Viridiplantae, Streptophyta, Magnoliopsida, Gentianales, Rubiaceae. The record is from the annotation of a GenBank genome assembly.